Molecule: messenger RNA, 339 nt
Organism: Enterobius vermicularis (human pinworm)
Lineage: Eukaryota; Metazoa; Nematoda; Chromadorea; Rhabditida; Oxyuridae
Source: the annotation of a GenBank genome assembly
AUGGCUGCUGACAUUGAUCAGCUGACGGAACUGAAGGAACGAGUGAGUGCAUCUACUGCAAGAGGAAGGAAGCGUUUUGAGGUAAAAAAGUGGAAUGCAGUUGCUCUUUGGUCGUGGGAUAUAAUAGUGGACAACUGCGCUAUAUGCCGCAAUCAUAUCAUGGAUUUAUGCAUUGAGUGUCAAGCAAACCAAGCUGCAACGGCGUCAGAGGAGUGUACGGUUGCCUGGGGAGCUUGCAAUCAUGCUUUUCAUUUUCACUGUAUUUCUCGUUGGUUAAAAACACGUCAGGUUUGUCCUUUAGACAACCGGGACUGGGAAUUUCAGAAGUAUGGCCAUUAA